GAAAGCGGUGCCGCCCGCCGGCCGCAGGCACGGCGGGUGCCCGGCGUUUCCCCGCCUCCUUGCCUUGGGUUUCCCUAAAUAAGGCAGACGAGCGGUGUGUAGCUCCGCCGCACCUCCUUGCACGUCCUUCCCCAGAUAGGGCCUCCCCGGUCCCCCGCCGCCCGCGCCCCCGCCUGGGCUGGGCGCGCCAUCCCCACAGCGCAGCCUGUGUAGCCUCCGCAUCUCGGUCCCCGGCCCCUUCCCUGUCGCCCCGCCGCCCGAGCGGUCGCCGCCCGUUCCGCCGUUCCUCCGCUGCCAGCACCAUGGGCAGUGAGCAGAGCUCCGAGGCCGAGAGCCGACCCAACGAUCUGAACUCCUCAGUGGCCCCUUCUCCAGCUAAGCAUAGAGCCAAGAUGGAUGAUAUUGUGGUUGUAGCUCAGGGCUCCCAGGCCUCACGGAAUGUCAGCAAUGAUCCCGAUGUCAUCAAGUUGCAAGAGAUUCCAACCUUCCAGCCACUUUUGAAAGGGCUGUUGAGUGGCCAGACUUCUCCAACAAACACCAGACUGGAGAAGUUGGAUUCUCAGCAGGUGCUGCAGCUCUGCCUCCGUUAUCAGGAUCACCUCCGUCAGUGUGCAGAGGCUGUUGCUUUUGAUCAGAACGCUUUGGUCAAACGAAUCAAAGAGAUGGAUCUGUCUGUAGAAACCCUCUUUAGCUUCAUGCAGGAGCGCCAGAAAAGAUACGCCAAAUACGCCGAGCAGAUCCAGAAGGUCAACGAGAUGUCGGCCAUCCUGCGCCGCAUCCAGAUGGGCAUCGACCAGACGGUGCCGCUGCUGGAGCGGCUCAACAGCCUGCUGCCCGAGGCCGAGCGCCUGGAGCCCUUCAGCAUGAAGCCCGACCGCGAGCUCAGGCUGUAGCUGCCUCCCCCCACCGGCUGUGGCCCGGGGACUGCCAGGGCCCCAGGACGCUUGGAACCAAAGGCGUCAGAGGUGACCGAAGGCCACGGGGGGUGUUGACGCUCCCUGAGGGCACGGGAAGCAGUCCAGCCGCCCUGGAGACUGCGAUGCCCCCGCCCUUCCCUUGACGCGCUCUCCCUCUGCGAAGCCAGCAAACCUACUCUCAGUGGUCACCGAAGUUGGAAUGUUUGAACUAUUAGGGAUUCUUUACAGAACUCUGCCUUGGGACUUAUUUUUAUUUUGCGUAGUUUUUUUUUUUUUUUAAUUGACAGUGUAUAUUAUCUAGUCUAGCUUGCAGACUGACAAUAUGAAGAGAAGGGGAGAAAUAUUUUAAGAAGCUCUGUGUCCUUGACGCCUUCGUGAAAUUUUUCUCAGUAGGCUGUCUUGUGGGUUGUAAACAUAAAGAACUAAUUUAAUCCA
This is a messenger RNA of Balaenoptera ricei (Rice's whale), 1352 nucleotides long. It is a transcript of the gene BORCS5, whose product is annotated as BLOC-1 related complex subunit 5. The record is from RefSeq and is a predicted model, not a curated record. Gene Ontology annotation, biological process: organelle transport along microtubule; lysosome localization; positive regulation of anterograde synaptic vesicle transport. The transcript has 4 exons. Gene Ontology annotation, cellular component: BORC complex; cytoplasmic side of lysosomal membrane; synaptic vesicle membrane. Bases 303 to 893 code for a protein of 196 amino acids. NCBI's taxonomy places the organism in Eukaryota, Metazoa, Chordata, Mammalia, Artiodactyla, Balaenopteridae.